This is a messenger RNA of Lytechinus pictus (painted urchin), 2235 nucleotides long. Its product is annotated as phosphatidylethanolamine N-methyltransferase-like. The coding region runs from base 39 to 566 and encodes 175 amino acids. Gene Ontology annotation, biological process: phosphatidylcholine biosynthetic process. Gene Ontology annotation, molecular function: phosphatidylethanolamine N-methyltransferase activity. The record is from RefSeq and is a predicted model, not a curated record. NCBI's taxonomy places the organism in Eukaryota, Metazoa, Echinodermata, Echinoidea, Temnopleuroida, Toxopneustidae. The transcript is spliced from 4 exons.
UAUAUAGAAUAAGUCAAAGAAAUGUUUAUCUGACAUCUAUGUUUGAUUUUUAUCAGGUUGCAAGAUUGGAGUAUAAUAAGAAGGUUAUCAGCAGGCUUAUUGGUUCACCAAAUAGAGGAUGUAUGCUAUUGGCAGCUACCAUUGUAUUUCUUGCUUUAGUAAGAAGUAGACGAUUUCAGCUAGCCAUUGGUACUCAGUACAAAUGGGAACUUCUAGAAUCCAACUUGAUCUGGUUGAUAGGUGGAGGAUUAUUAGCUAUUGGGAUUAUUCUUGUCAUAUCGAGUUUCUUUGCCUUAGGAUUUUAUGGAACAUAUCUAGGUGAUUAUUUCGGUAUUUUGAUGGAAGAGAAAGUAACUUCCUUUCCAUUUAACAUUGUCAGUGAUCCUAUGUAUGUUGGUUCUGUACUGGAACAUCUUGGCAUUGCGCUUCAGUCUGCAAGUCCAACAGGUUUAUUAUUAACAACUAUCCUGGCAAUCAUGUACAUCAUAGCAAUGCAAUUUGAAGGGCCUUUUACAACUGAAAUAUAUGCACAGAAAGCACUGGAGGAAAGCAAGAAAAACAAAUAAUAUAUUAUAUUGUUUUCAUUUCAUAUAUAAAGAAAAUAUCCCCUAUUCAAUUUUAAGAAUUUUAACAUGUGAGCAUUAGCAAAAUUAAAAUAGCUGAAAACUUGCUUGUGUAAGAGUAUGCUGAGUUUCAGCAGAUAUCUGUCAUAAUAUCAAAAUAUUUGUUCUUGAUAUGUUGAUCUAAUUCAUAAUCUCUCUGUCAUGUUUAAAUUUGCUUUCUGUUUUACAAAUAUGUUUUUGUAGGAUUUUGUGUUAUUUUUUAUAUCCACUAAUGCUAUCAGAUCAUUCAAAAGGAGAAGAGGAAAGAAAUAAACAGCAACAGUACUUAGAUGUGACAAUAUAAUGAAUUUAUUAAUGAUUGUACAUUUAAAAAUUCCAUCAUGCAUGAAUGAUUUUUGAUUAGUUUGUACACAACCUUUUGUACAAAAUCAAACCAAGUAUAAUUAUGAAAACAAGUCAAUUCUAGUAAAUUAAUAGCUCGGAGUGUUUUACUAUGAUUUAAAAGAUAUAGUUCCCAAGUAACUUAAAAUAUGUUGAUUGUAAUUGUACUGUUGGCUGCAUAACCUAUGUUUAUUGCUACAUGUGACAAGGUUUGAUCUACUAGUAUAAGUUUUGCUUCAUGAUAGUAAAUGUCAAGUUGUAACAUACAUGAAAACAGUUGUAAUUUCUUGAUUGGUUUUGUGUUGGAUCUUGUGCUGUAUAACGUUGAUGCUACCAUUAAUAUCAAAUGUAGAAAACUUUUUUUUUUGCCUUGUAAAACAGUAAAUAUGAAGAAUAUGUGAACUUACAAUUCUUCUUUGUGGAUUUAAUCCAUUUUCAAUCAUGAUAUGUGUAAGGAUAAGGAUGUCUUCCUAAGAAGCAUGAUUACAGCUCAAUUAAAGGUUCAUUAGUAUGACUUAUAGAUUUUGAUUUGGUAAUGUUAUGAAAAAUAAUAAUUUAGCUUUUAAAUUGCUUAUUACCAUUCAAGGAAUGCCAAGUAUAAAUUUACUACACAAGGGUUGAAUGCAGCAUAUAGAUUAUUUUAAUACUAACAGAAAUCUAUACUCUUGAUUUAGUUAAUAAUAUGCCCAAAAAGCUAUCAAUUAAGAUUGUAUCCUGAGUUGGUCAACUCAUUCCAUGCUUUAGAAAUGGAAAAAGGAAAAGAAAAACAAAAAUAAUCAUAAUAGAUUUGUUUUAAUUUGAUAUUAUAGAUUACAUCUUUUACAAAACAGGAUUUGAUAUGAUAUAUAAUUUAUUUGACAGUGAAUUCACACUUUAAAAUUUUUUUUUUUUAGAUACAUGUUUUUCAUUUAUUCUUUUACAAAGUUUGCAUUUUCUACACAGACUAAAUUUUAUAUAUGCUGUACAUUUACCCUGAAAAAAUAUGUUAUUAUUAUUCAGAGUUUGAAAAUGUUGGUAACAAACUUGUGAUUGAAAUGUACUUAUAUUUUAAAUCAACUUUGAUCUGUUUUGAAAACCUUGGAAAUGUCUGGUUUUACUAGAAAAUGAAAUUCAUUGGAAUAACAUGAUAAAGUGUACAACAAGGGCAAUUUUAGUGAAUGAACAAGUUAGGAAGAAAACCACUGUCUGAUAUUUUGUAUGGAAUUUACAUUGAGAAAGCAUUUUUUAUGAUUAAAAUAUGUUAAUCAUCAUAUUUGUAAUAUUUUUUAUUAAAACAAUAUGAAGAAUUUUA